Messenger RNA from Spea bombifrons (plains spadefoot toad), 3842 nucleotides. It is a transcript of the gene CEP131, whose product is annotated as centrosomal protein 131. The record is from RefSeq and is a predicted model, not a curated record. The transcript is spliced from 27 exons. Gene Ontology annotation, biological process: intraciliary transport involved in cilium assembly; regulation of centrosome duplication; cilium assembly. NCBI's taxonomy places the organism in Eukaryota, Metazoa, Chordata, Amphibia, Anura, Pelobatidae. Gene Ontology annotation, cellular component: centriolar satellite. The coding region runs from base 230 to 3517 and encodes 1095 amino acids.
AGAAUGCUUUUCCCCCUGCAGUCCAGAUACUGAGCAAAGGAAAGUCGGUGCUUUAAGAUGUUGAGAAGUUGCUGAUAGCGUCCAGAACUUCUGGACAGAGAAGACUUCAAGACUCGGGUGCUGAAAACGUUAUCUCUUAAAGACGCUCCUCAGCGGUGACAUCUCUGAAGAGUUCUCUUUAACGUGACAUCACACCUUACAGCGUUUAAAGCCAAGUGAACAGGCACCGAUGCAGAGUUCCCUUGGUACCCCAGCCCAUCAGGGUAGGGGAGACAAUACUGAACUUGCCCUCACUGGAUCUCAACUUUCCGUCACGAGGCGGCCGAGUAGUGCUGGUGGCGCCAAGCAAAUUGCACGCUCUAUUUCGGUCAUCACUGAUACCCGGAGCAAGGGAAACUCGCCGAGGGAUUCAUCGCGAUCUGUCAACAACCUUCGCAGAUCCAACAGCACCACCCAAGUGACUCCAGGGAACAGCUCUUUUUUCAGUGAAGAUCAACAUGAGGAUUUCCUGGCGUUCUUUGACGGCAGCUCCAGUGGAAGGAGGAAGCUGAGCGGUUUGACCAAAACCUCCCCGGAAAAGAAAGCCACUUGGAAUGUCCUGGAUGAGCAGCCCAGAAUGUUCCCUGUGCCCUCGAGUGCCCGAAGUGCCAACUCCAUCAAGAGCGUUGGCAUGAAGAGGAGAGACACUGCUGCGCUGGCACCCAACUUUCCAGCCAAUAACAGAAGCAAUAAGGGAGCUGUCGGGAACACUGUUACCACCAUGGUGCACAACAACUAUUCUCCUGGAGACCGAGGACUUACCUCCAAGAGCUCCAACCAAGCUCUGUCAUCGCUGAAUAACCAGAGACCCCUUAGCGGGGACGACUCAGGAGGCGGCUUCCAAAAAUCCCAGAAGAAUUUAUCCAGCACGAACAACCUCAGCCGUAAUAACACAGGGGGUAAUACUCCCCAGAAGAGGAAAGAGGUGACCACAGAGGAGGCAGAGAGGUUUAUCCAGCGGGUGAACGAUGCCGCAGUCACCAUCCAACGGUGGUACCGGCAGCGGCUCCAGAGACGGAGAUCAGGGGAGGGUGCCUUAAAGCAGAUGUUGGCCUCUAAAAAGGAGGAGAGGCAGCAACAGACAGAAGAUGGCAACUUCCUAACCUCCCAGCAGACCAAGGAGGAGGAGAGACGGAGGAUUCGGGAGGAGAAAGCGCGACAGGCCAGGAGGGCAGCCAUCCAGGAGUUGCAGCAGAAACGGGAGCACAAGGCGCUGGAGGCCAAGCGAGUGGCAGAGGAAGAGCUGCAGAAGCUGGCGCAGAGAGGGAAGCUGGGGCAGAAACGGAGUGCCAGAAAUUCCGUGAUGUCCCCACAACCGACUACCGCAAAGGCCCACAACACAGGUACCAGAGCCCAGACUGGCAUGGAGCUAGACAAAGCCGUGACCUCCCUGCUAAGCCCAGCUCCUGAAAGCAAGCACAGUGAGCAGAAGUCACGGGGCUCCUUGGACCAUUUACUUGGAGAUCUGGAUAUGCCGGCCUCUGCAAGCAUGGCUCAGUCUAAAACUACUCUUACUGACCUGCUGGACACACUCAAACAGCUGGAGGAGCCAGAGCCCCUGCCUGAAAUCCAAGGACAAUCCAAGGACAAGUUCCAGUGGAUAGAUGGGGACGCAGACACGUCACUGACCGCAGAUAACUUGGAGCGGCUUGGCCAGCUGAUGCGGAAUGGACAGGGGGAGCAAAAAGAAGCCCAAAACGGUGUCCUUCUCUCAGAGGCAAAGCUCCAGAGCAUCAUAAGCUUCUUGGACGAAAUGGAAAAAUCUGAGCAAGAAAGACCACGGUCUGCAGCUUCCAACACCUAUAGAGGGGCUUUGCUGUCAGAAGAAGAGUUGACGCAUCUGGAGCAGGCAUCUGCUGUGGCCACGGAGGUGACCAGUUCGAUGCUGAAGCUGCGUCUGGAGGUGGAGGAGAAGAAGAAAGCCAUCAGCCUGCUGCAGACGGCUCUGGCUCAGCAGCGAGAGCUGACGGUUAGACACGUUAAACAGACGGAGAAAGAGCUGGGAUACCAACUGAAGCAGCAGAGCGAGCAAUAUGAGGCUACGAUUAACCGGCACCUCUCAUUCAUAGACCAGCUCAUUGAUGACAAGAAAGCUCUAAGCGAGCGCUGUGAGUCUCUGGUACAUGAGCUCAAGCAGGUGGAUCAGAAAUAUGGAAACAAGAUCAACCAGAUGCAGGAACAGCACGAACUGGUUUGGCAAACUCUGGGCCCCCUGUGCGAGGAGAUGAAGAGGUUACAGGAUCUCAUGACCGCGACUGAGAAAGUGAGGCGAGAGAAAUGGAUUGACGAAAAGACCAAGAAAAUUAAAGAGAUAACAGUAAAAGGACUAGAGCCGGAAAUCCAGAGACUCAUCUCCAAACACAAGCAAGAGAUCCGCAAGCUGAAGGCUCUUCACGAGGCCGAGCUGUUGCAGUCGGACGAGCGCGCGGCUCUACGCUACGUGCACCAGGCAGAGGAACUCCGGCAAAACCUAGAGAGAGAGAAGGAAGAAGUGAGCCAACGAGAGCGGGAACUAGCCAAGCAGAGGUACGAAAAGCAACUUGUUCAGGAAGAGCAGUCGCUACAGGAGCAGCGCAGACGUCUUUACAGCGAGGUCGGCGAGGAGAAGGAGCGGCUGAGCCAGCAGGCAACCAGACAGAGAGCAGAACUGGAUGAGCUGCGGAAACAGCUGGAAGAAAACUGCUCCCUGACCACCAGAGUCUUGAAAGAAGAAUACGAGAAGAGCAAAGACGAGCAGGAGAGACGUCACCAGGCAGAGAUAAAAGCCCUUAAAGAAAGGCUAGAUAUUGAGAAGCAAGCGUGGGAGCAGAAUUACAUGAAGAAGGAGGAGGCUUGGCUGCUGUCCCGGGAACGGGAGCUCAAGGAAGAUGUCAGGAAAGAACGAGAUAAGGAAAUAGAGAUCGUAAUACAUCGUCUGGAGGCAGAGAUGUCGGCUGCCAGGGAGGAGUGUGAGAGAGCCGCAGAGAACAGGAUUAAGAGGGUGAGGGAUAAGUACGAGUCUGAGCUUCAGGAGAUAGAGCGAUCCGAGAGGAAACUGCAGGAGAGAUGCAACCAGCUGAAGGAGCGCGUUACCGAGCUGGAAGGAGAACAGAUCCGACUUCAGGGACUCCUGAGACAGAGAGACCAGGAGGUGGAGGACAUCAGGAAGAUCACAGACCGGCUGAACGAGGAGAGGAAAAGUCUCUCCGAUGUCAUCCGGCAGGAGUUUGCAGAUCGACUUGUGUUGAUCGAGGACGAGAACAGGCGUUUGAAAAUAGAAUCGUCAGAGGGGCAAGCGAGACACCGGCUGGAGCUGGAAAGGAUCAGCCGCGAAAAGGACGAGGAGCUGGAGGAAGUCCACAAGAGGGUAAAGGCUGCGAUUGUGAAGAAAGAAGAGACUGUGAACAACCUGCGGAAACAGUGUGAGGCAGCUGUAAAGCGAGCUGAUCAUCUUGAAGCCCUCCUGGAGCAGCAGAGGAAGCAAUUGCUUGCCAAGUAAGCAGCAGCUUUACUGGCCGUGUCACUGCAUUCGUCCCCAACUGUGACCCCAUUCAAUGUCGCCCAAGGAUUUUAGCUUGGCUUUGAUCUUCGAACAAAUUCUUGCACAUUUUCUCUUUCUCCGUCCAGCUAAGUUUGAGAAUAAAUGUUUGGUUUUGUUUUUUUUUUUACUUUCUGAGUGGCGAGUGUUUUAUUUAUAUCAUUACCCCGAUAUCACAAAUGCUUUUUUAUUGGGAAAAUGCCAUUUUAGUGAAUGGAACCUGAAUGUUGCCGAGUUCGCUGUACGGAUAUAUUGCCUGCAUAAUAAAUAUUACUUUUAAACACCA